AUAGUUAGCAGUUAGUAGUGUAUGUGUGUAUACAAAAACCAUAUUAAACCCUUUUUUAAAAUAUUUUUUUUGAUUAUUAAAAAUUAAUUUUUCAAUUAUAAACUAUUUUUAUUCAUUUAUUCAUUUUUUUAAACAAAAAUGUUUGGCAAACAAUUGGUUAGUUUGCUGUCAAUAUUAUUGAUUACAGUAUUUAAUAGCUAUAUUUGUUAUAAAUUUAUAGAAAAAGAAUGUUCAGAUCUGCCAUCCGUUGGUCGUAGAGAAUGGGGGGCACGUCUACCACGACAAUCACUGGCACCCUCACAGCUACCCGUCCCACAUCUAUUCAUUUAUCACACCAGUAGUUAUUCCCGACAGUGUCUGGACCUGAACUCAUGUAUCCGUGCCGUACGCUAUAUUCAAGACUAUCAAAUGGAUACACAGGAGCUCCGGGAUAUUAGCUAUAAUGCACUGAUUGGCGGCGACGGCCGUAUAUAUUGGGGACGAUCAACGUUGGUCGUCGGAUCGCAACCGGUCGGUUUGCACGAUAAGUCCCUGUCGGUAGCAUUUAUUGGCCAGUACGACAACCAGGAACCCAGUCAACUGAUGUUGGAUACGGCCAAACGUUUAGUCCAAUGUUUCGAGAAACUGGGCGACCGAUUGACUGGUGACUAUCAAUUGCAUGGUCACAGGGAUCAGUUGUGUACCAAGAGUCCUGGCCAACUGGUAUACAAUGUUAUCAGACAAUGGCCACAUUUCAAGGGCGGACCAUUGUCAACGUAUAGAUGCAAUAAAACUAUUGGCACGCAGAUAGCUGAUGGACUUAUUGGUAAUUACGAUUAUAGACCUAUAGUCGGUAGUUUUGAUAGUAACGGCAAUAGUAUACCUGUGCAAGGUAGUACUAUGGAAGCCCGAUUGGACGGUCCUACAUCAGCCAAACUAGCUCAGGGUUUUGGUCCUACAGGUUAUUCUAUGGAUGCUGUUCCAGGUGAACCUGCUAAUGCUGGUGCUCCUGUUGCUACAGGUGCUGCUGCUGCUGCUGCUGCUACUGGUGCUCAUCUUAGAGUUGUUCUUGGUGGUAAAUGAUUUUUUUGUCACUAUUAAAAUAUUAACAACAAUAAUAAUAUUAUAAUUGUUUAUUACUAUAAAACAGA
Oppia nitens is the source of this 1130-nucleotide messenger RNA. RefSeq names its product peptidoglycan-recognition protein SD-like. The record is from RefSeq and is a predicted model, not a curated record. Gene Ontology annotation, molecular function: N-acetylmuramoyl-L-alanine amidase activity; zinc ion binding. The coding region runs from base 139 to 1062 and encodes 307 amino acids. Lineage: Eukaryota; Metazoa; Arthropoda; Arachnida; Sarcoptiformes; Oppiidae. The transcript is spliced from 2 exons. Gene Ontology annotation, biological process: peptidoglycan catabolic process.